Molecule: messenger RNA, 1127 nt
Organism: Megachile rotundata (alfalfa leafcutting bee)
Lineage: Eukaryota; Metazoa; Arthropoda; Insecta; Hymenoptera; Megachilidae
Source: RefSeq, a predicted model, not a curated record
AUGCUUACAGAAGACCACAAACGGCAAAGUGUUAAAGCGGCCAGCGAAUUUCUUCAGGUGUAUGAAAUCGACAGUAAAAAAUUCUUGGACUCUAUUAUCAUUGGGGGCGAGACCUGGCUCUACUUCACGACAACGGAAACGAAACAACAAUCCUAUCAGUGGAAACAUCCAAAGUCGCCAAAGACGCGAAAGUUCAGACAAACACAGCCUGCCGGCAAAGUGGCGAGAACCGCGAGUCGCGGUUUCUCGCGGCAUAACCGGUUACCAAUCGCGUAUAUAAGUCGGCGCGAGAUACCGAACUACCGGAGAGCGUCCGGUACCGUCUUAGCGAGCGCACCGAUCCGAGCGAGCAAACCGACGCCGAACAUAGCUCUCCGACGAUUUUUGGUUGUAACCCUGAUUCCUCCGACAGGGGGUGGACGUACGGAGUGUGUUAUCCGCAGCCUACAGUCCGCCGGUAUCCCCUGUAUCUCCCGGUCCUGUCGUCGUGGCAACGCUACGAAACGGGGACGUCCCGACCGCCAAGAAGACACCCGUGCGUUAUCGGCAGAGUGUCCUUGGGCUCACGGUCUCCUGCCAGGGGAGGACGGCGUGUGGUAUCGGCAGCCGUUCCGACCUAUAACCGGCAACGUGUGGAACUCCGCUCCUACUCUUCCUACCCUACCCAGCGACAGUUGUAUAGCGGAAACCGACCCGGACCUAGCGACUGUGCGAUUCCCGGCGACCGCGGGCUCACCGCGAGCCCACCGGUGUUAUAAUUUGGCGCCCGAACAGGGACUCUCAACCGCGAGAGAGAGCAUAGGACAUACAGUGUAUGUCAUCGGUGGGGUGGGUCUACCGCCGGACGAAGGCAGAGUUAAUUCUGUUUGCAGGAGAGAACCAGCUAGACUCCACAGGCACCCUCGACACUCUACGGGCCAGGAUCGUCCACCAUCUACGGAGUAUGGCGACCAAGCGCGGGGACCCCGAGGAAGCUGGACCGUCCGCCCGGACUGGACCACCAGUAGACUUCGCCUUCUGGGACCUGCUCCGCAAAAGUGGUAUCUUCUUCGAUGGCGGCAAGGGGGCCGAGGACUUCGUCGACCGGCUCGAGCAUCUGCGGGCCACCUUUAGCCUCCAGGAGGACA